AUGUUUUGCUUAGGCUCCAGAAAAGAUGUGAUUAGUGAAAGAUCGGGUUUAAAAUCUAGCAAGAGUCAAAAAAAGGAGAAGUCGGGGCGGUCUUCACAUCGUUCGGUGUCCUCGAGUAAACCGAGGAGUGCUAGAUCCCGCUCUCCAGUUCAGUCAGUAAAACUACCGUCUGAAGAAUCCAUCGCAGCUGAUGUAGUAAACGUUCAAACGGAUGAAAACGAAUUUACUGAGGAAAACUCUCACUCCCUUCCCGGUGACAAUAAACACACCGCAGAUCAGAAACCAACGGAGCAACGACGGGUUGUAAGCACCUCAAGUCUUGGUAGCAAGUCCACUCAAAAGUCUUCUGAAGAGCUUCCAGCUGUCCGCUCCGUCGUUAAGGUUUCAACAAAUGCUCCAUCAGCGCAGUCGAGCACCAAUACGACAGCUAGUUCAGCAGCCGUUGGUGGCAUGCUCUUGAAACGUGCAAUGAAUGAGGCUCGAGCCAGCACUGCUCAAGCUCAAGAACGACCUGCUGCCGUUGUUCGCGGACAGAAGCGGACUAUUGAAAAAUCGGAGGUUGCUGCUAUACCUCAGGAGAGGACGAAGGGGGAUGUAAAUGAGGCAGAGGAGGCGGAGGUGCCGACGAAGAUGACGCGAUUCGUUGUGACCAUGGGUGAGGAGCCGUUGCUGUUGAAGCCUAGUGUGAAAUCGCGACUGGGACCACGAGUAGUUGCGCCCAUCACCGACACAUCCAACAACGUCGAAAUGCUUGACGCUCGUGAAAUCCUCAUUGCCAAGAAGUCUAAAGUCAAGUCGCCCCGCAUGCAGAUCAUCCUCGGCGAUUCCUUUGGGGAGGAUGAGGAGGAGGAAGGGGGAGAGGGCAUUGUUAGUAGUGCCAAUGACGUCUUUGCUUUUGAGAGGGAAGGUGAUGGGAAAUCAGAGGACAAGAAACCUGGCAGAAGCGCUAUCCCCAGCUCCCUUCAGCGGUGCAAAUAUUGGCCUAAUUGCCGCAACCAGGGGAAUUGCCAGUACAUUCACCCCAAGGAGGAGUGCAAGGCCUUCCCUUCAUGCAGAUUUGGUGAUCGUUGCCUUUACAUUCACCCCCCUUGUCGCUAUGGUGCCCAAUGCUCUCGACCUGGCUGUGCAUUUUCUCACGCAGGACAGGAUGCCACUGUCUCACCACUCACCCCGAAAGUUGUGUGUCGCUACUUCCCUCACUGUAAGCUACCCGUGGGCACUUGUCCCUUCUAUCAUCCUCCUACGCCUGUGUGUCGCUUCGGCGCGACGUGCUUGAACAGAGGUACCACCUGCCCCUUCGCGCACCCCAUACCGGCUGCGGGAGCUAAGGUCGGCCCCUUGACUGUGCCCGUGCCCUCAAAUAAACUCAAGUGGGUUGCCCCGGGGAAGUCUGCUACUUGCGCUGCUGCUCCCACCACUGCUACAAAGAAAAUGUCCUCCUCCUCAUCGGAGAACAUAAUUCGAACCACCACCGCCGCAACCCCAAUUCCUGCACAGCCGGUGUCAACUGAAAUCUCCAGUUAA
Echinococcus granulosus is the source of this 1524-nucleotide messenger RNA. Its product is annotated as Zinc finger CCCH domain-containing protein. The record is from RefSeq and is a predicted model, not a curated record. Gene Ontology annotation, cellular component: cytoplasm; nucleus. Gene Ontology annotation, molecular function: poly(A) binding; metal ion binding. The transcript is spliced from 6 exons. NCBI's taxonomy places the organism in Eukaryota, Metazoa, Platyhelminthes, Cestoda, Cyclophyllidea, Taeniidae. Bases 1 to 1524 code for a protein of 507 amino acids. Gene Ontology annotation, biological process: regulation of mRNA stability.